Telopea speciosissima is the source of this 489-nucleotide messenger RNA. RefSeq lists its product as uncharacterized. Lineage: Eukaryota; Viridiplantae; Streptophyta; Magnoliopsida; Proteales; Proteaceae. Bases 1 to 489 code for a protein of 162 amino acids. Gene Ontology annotation, molecular function: nucleic acid binding; RNA-DNA hybrid ribonuclease activity. The transcript has a single exon. The record is from RefSeq and is a predicted model, not a curated record.
AUGAUAUGGAAUGAGAACAAGAACUGUGAUGCGGCUUUCACUGCUGAGACGAGUAGGGGAGGACUGGGAAUUAUUUUUAGAGACCAUUCUGGAGUUUUGGUUAAGGCUCGCUCCAUCCCUCUUGUUCUUGGUUCGAUCAUCCAGGGAGAACUGUUGGCAAUUCGUGAUGCUCUACUUCUGGCUUUAGAGCUGGGAUAUGAUAACCUUGUGGUGGAAUCAGAUAGCUUGGAUGCUAUUCUUUUUGUUGAGGAGUCAAAGUCCUCAGGGUGGGAAGUGGAGGACUUAGUAGUGGACGUGACUACGCUAAGGACUUCUUUUUCCUCUGUUAUCUUCUCUUUUGUUCCUAGGGCUAUGAACUGUGUCUCGGAUGCUCUAGCAAGGAAGGCGUUGUCUAUUGGGUACAGGACAGAUUGGCCAAACUCCAUUCGGUGGCUUCAGGACCUUUGUGUGACUGAUGCCACUGGUUGUACUCACCCCUCUCAUCAAUAA